AUGACGUCCAAUACCCCUCAGAGUGGUGUCUCUGCUCAGCUCGAGCAUCUCCAGGCGAGAUACGUCGGUACUGGUCAUCCGGGUACAACACAACAUGAGUGGGCUACCAAUCAGCAUAGAGACUCUAUUGCCUCAUAUCUAGCCCACCCUUGGAUGUUGGAGUAUUUCUCUGUCGCUGAAGGAGCUUCCGUUGGUCGCAUAAAACACAACUUGCUUGAGAAGAUGCAUCGCCCAUGUGGUGAACCACCCCAGAGACAAAACAUUUUAAAGCGCAAAAUAGACGAGAUCUCUAAAUCAUCCGCUGCGCAAGAGUGA
This is a messenger RNA of Chondrus crispus (carragheen), 315 nucleotides long. RefSeq names its product putative splicing factor 3B subunit 5. The transcript has 2 exons. The coding region runs from base 1 to 315 and encodes 104 amino acids. Gene Ontology annotation, cellular component: precatalytic spliceosome; U2 snRNP. Gene Ontology annotation, biological process: mRNA splicing, via spliceosome. The record is from RefSeq and is a predicted model, not a curated record. Lineage: Eukaryota; Rhodophyta; Florideophyceae; Gigartinales; Gigartinaceae.